This is a messenger RNA of Drosophila ficusphila, 1269 nucleotides long. It is a transcript of the gene Gr47b, whose product is annotated as putative gustatory receptor 47b. The coding region runs from base 7 to 1251 and encodes 414 amino acids. The record is from RefSeq and is a predicted model, not a curated record. Gene Ontology annotation, cellular component: membrane. Lineage: Eukaryota; Metazoa; Arthropoda; Insecta; Diptera; Drosophilidae. Gene Ontology annotation, biological process: sensory perception of taste. The transcript has 3 exons.
AAGGCAAUGCAGCGCAACGGUGGCUUUGUUUACUGCUACGGAAAUUUAUUUAGCCUAUUGUUCUACUUUGGCUUAGUGACUUUUCAAGUGAAGAAUCCUGAACAUGGAGGAGCUGCCUCGUCUCGGUGGACGACGGCCUACGCCCUAUCGGCGCGAGUUUUAAUUGUUACCUGUUUUUUGGGUAGCGUGGUGGUGAAGCUAAGGGAUCCGGAGAUGGCGGCUGCUAUGUUUGGGCACCUCAGCCCGCUGGUCAAAGCGAUAUUCUCAUGGGAGUGCCUCAGUUGUUCGAUCACCUACGUGGAAUACUGUCUGUCGCUAGACAGCCAAAGAAGCAGGCACAUCCGACUCGUCGCAAGCAUGCAGGAAUUCGAUCGGUCUGUCCUGGAGGUGUUCCCUCAGGUGCAGUGGAACUAUCAAAGGUCACGCUUCAAAUAUUGGUAUGGCACUAUGAUCGUGGGAUUCUGUUUCUUCAGCUUCUCCAUUUCGCUGAUCUUUGAUACGGCGCGUUGCACUUGUGGAAUCCCGUCCACUCUGAUUAUGGCCUGUAUGUACACCCUACUCACCAGUUCCUUGGGGUUAAUAGGCUUUGUUCACGUGGCAGUCAUGGACUUCCUGCGGGUGCGCCUGCGACUGGUGCAGCAGUUGCUCCGCCAACUUUACGAAAGGGAUGGGAGUCCAGAGGUUCACGAGAGGAUUUCAUUUCUGUUCGAUAUGUCCAAGCGUUGUUCUUUUCUUCUGGCAGAGCUAAAUGGAGUGUAUGGUUUUGCGGCUGCCGCCGGCAUCUUUUAUGACUUCACGAUUAUGACUUGCUUCGUGUAUGUCAUCUGCCAAAAGAUGCUGGACAGAGAGCCCUGGGACCUGGAGUACACCUUCAUGCUGCUACACGUGACCAUACACACCUACAAGGUGAUCAUCACCAGCUCCUAUGGCUACUUGCUGCAGAGGGAGAAGCGCAACUGCAUGCAGUUGCUGGGCAACUAUUCGAGAUACUUUCCCGGACAGGAUGUGGCCCGCCGGCAGACGGAGGACUUUCAACACUGGCGCAUGCACAAUCGGCAGGCAGCCCUGGUGGGCAGUACAAUAAAACUGAAUUCCUCGACCAUUUUCCUGGUGUACAACGGCAUGGCCAACUACGUGAUAAUCCUGGUACAGCUGCUAUUUCAGCAGCAGCAAAUCAAAGAGCGCCAGCUAACGUCGGGCAUGGAUGUGGAUAUUGUAGGACCUGUGGGUCCCAUUACCCACAUGGAUUAACCGUAAAAUUCUUCAAUU